Molecule: messenger RNA, 1713 nt
Organism: Penicillium coprophilum
Lineage: Eukaryota; Fungi; Ascomycota; Eurotiomycetes; Eurotiales; Aspergillaceae
Product: putative MFS alpha-glucoside transporter
Exons: 2
Coding region: 1-1713 (570 amino acids)
Biological process (GO): transmembrane transport; carbohydrate transport
Cellular component (GO): membrane
Molecular function (GO): carbohydrate:proton symporter activity
Source: RefSeq, a predicted model, not a curated record
AUGGCUGAACCCAAGGCCACAGAUAUCACGCAAGUGAAUAACCUUCCCGAAUAUGGGUACUCUUCGACCGCAGGACCAGCUUCGGACUCGUCCACGACCAAGGUCAUUCGAAACGCAAAGGCAGCCACAGAGAAGGAGCAGUCUAUGACAUUGCUCCAGGGCAUCCGGCUGUAUCCCAAGGCCGUCUUUUGGAGCGUGCUCAUCUCCACUUGCAUUGCCAUGGAGGGUUACGAUAUCAGUUUAGUGAACAACUUCUAUGCCUUCCCAGAAUUCAAGCGCAAGUAUGGUGAGGCAUUGGGCAAUGGCAAAUAUGAAGUAUCGGCAGCGUGGCAAGCAGGUCUGAGCAACGGUGCCUACUGCGGCGAAAUCAUCGGUUUAUUCAUCAACGGCUGGGCUUCAGAACGUUUUGGUUACCGGUACACGCUUAUGGCCUGCCUCAUACUUGUUAGUGCGUGGACGGCAAUCUUCUUCACGGCCCAAAAUGUGCAAUCCCUACUUGCUGCGGAGAUCCUCUGCGGUAUCCCCUGGGGUGUCUUCCAGACUUUGACAAUUACGUACGCCUCAGAGGUAUGUCCAGUUGCGCUCCGAGGGUAUUUGACGACCUACGUCAAUUUCUGCUGGGGUCUUGGCCAGCUUAUUGGCAUCGGUGUGAUCAAGGGCAUGUUAAGUCGGACCGAUGAAUGGUCCUACCGGAUUCCAUACGGGUUACAAUGGAUGUGGCCGUUGCCUCUUUUCAUUGGUAUUUGGCUUGCCCCCGAAUCCCCAUGGUGGUUGGUCCGGAAAGGCCGCACUGAAGAUGCCAAACGCGCCCUUGUGCGGUUGACCAGCCAAAGCCAGGAGGACUUUGAUCCCGAUGAGACGGUUGCAAUGAUUGUUCACACCACCGCUCUAGAGGAAAAAAUCACCAAGGGAGCUAGCUACCUAGACUGCUUCCGGGGUACCGAUCUCCGCCGCACAGAGGUUGUGUGUAUGGUCUGGGCUAUUCAAAAUCUUAGUGGAAACUCCUUCUCCAACUAUUCGACCUACUUUUUGGAACAGGCUGGGUUGAGCUCCUCGAACUCUUACUCCUUCGCUAUGGGUCAAUACGGCAUUAACAUGGUUGGUGUUUUUGGAUCCUGGUUCCUUAUGAAACUCGGAAUCGGCCGGCGGACAUUAUAUCUAUACGGUCUCUGUGGUCUAUGCACUAUGCUCUUAGUCAUGGGUUUCCUUGGUCUCGUCCCCAAAGAGCACAGGGACCAAGGCUCCCUGGCUACGGGUUCCAUGAUGUUGAUCUGGGCCCUAUUUUACCAGCUGACCGUUGGCACGGUCUGCUUCUCUCUAGUAGCCGAGCUCUCCACCCGCCGGCUGCAAAUCAAGACAGUCGUGCUCGGCCGCAACCUAUACAACAUUGUGGCCAUCAUCUGUGGCGUUUUAACCCCGUACAUGCUGAACCCUGGUGCCUGGAACUGGGCUAACUACGCUGGCUUCUUCUGGGGUGGGAUCUGCUUCCUAUGCAUCAUUUACACAUACUUCCGCGUCCCCGAGCCUUCUGGCCGCUCGUUCGCUGAACUUGACCUGCUCUUCGAGCGGGGUGUCAGUGCACGCAAGUUUGCGACGACCCAGGUGGAUGUCUUCGAUGAGACCAUCGAGAGUCAUGUCAUUGAUGAAUACCGUGCGGAGAAGAACAAUCGAAAUGAUGAGAGCCAGCUGGAGAAAAAUCAUGGCUUGAUAUGA